Messenger RNA from Vigna angularis (adzuki bean), 2118 nucleotides. Its product is annotated as disease resistance protein RPP13. Lineage: Eukaryota; Viridiplantae; Streptophyta; Magnoliopsida; Fabales; Fabaceae. The record is from RefSeq and is a predicted model, not a curated record. The transcript has 2 exons. Gene Ontology annotation, biological process: defense response to other organism. Bases 134 to 1969 code for a protein of 611 amino acids. Gene Ontology annotation, molecular function: ADP binding.
ACACUUUUCAUAGCAUGCAUUAUUGCAAGCUACACAGUAUUGCUUUUUCUGGUGCCUUCGUAAAUCUUGUUACUCUUCUUCCAUCACCAACCACAUACCCAGUAUCACUGUCUACACGCUCGUCCACCCUGUAAUGGCAGACAGUGUAGUUUCCUUUGUUUUAGAUCACUUAGCCCAGCUUGCCGCACGCGAAGCUAACUUGCUCUAUGGCGUGGAGGACAGAGUCCAAUCCCUACAGUACGAACUUCAGAUGAUCAAAGAGCUCCUCAAUACCACAAAGAGAAAGAAGGGAAUGCAACAUACUGUUGUGAACCAAAUCAGAGAUGUGGCCCACUUAGCUGAGGAUGUCAUCGACACUUUCGUAGCCAAAGUUUCCAUUUACAAGAGGAGAACCCUUCUGGGGAGGAUGCUCCGUGGCUUUGGCCAAGCAAGGUUGCUCCGCCACGUAGCCCACAAAAUAGACAAGCUCAAAACCACUCUCAACGAGAUACGCGACAACAAGGACAAAUAUGAUGCUUUCAGAGAAGCCACUAAUCAAUCCGCAGCAGAAGAAGAGGAGGAGAAGGAAAGGUUGCAAUCACUGCACAAGCUAAGAAGAGACGUGGAGGAAGAACACGUGGUUGGCUUUGUCAAGGACUCCAAGGAUGUCGUCAAGCGACUCCAGGAAGGUGGUUCGAAUCGUAAAGUUGUCUCUAUCGUUGGCAUGGGGGGAUUGGGGAAGACCACCCUUGCCCGAAAGGUCUAUAAUAGCAGUCAGGCGAAGCACCACUUUGAUCGUCGUGCGUGGGUUUAUGUCUCAAACGAGUGCAGAGUUAAGGAGCUUUUGCUUGGUCUUCUCAAGCAUUUGCAACAACAACGUAGCGGCAACAAGAAGGGUAAGAAAAGCGUGGAAGACGUUAACAACCUGAGUGAGGAGCAGCUGAAGAAACAGGUGUUGAAAUGCUUGGAGAAAAAAAGGUAUCUUGUGGUGAUAGAUGACUUGUGGAAAAGGCGGGAUUGGGAUGAGGUGCAACAUGCUUUUCCAGACAACAACAGAGGCAGCAGAAUAUUGAUAACUAGUCGUUUGAAAGAGGUGGCCUUGCAUGCUGGUGAUGAUGUUCCUCACAAUCUUCAGUUCUUGAGUAAAGAAGAAAGUUGGGAGUUGUUUUGCAGGAAAGUGUUUAAGGGUGAAAACUGCCCUUCUGAUUUGGAGACCUUAGGAAAGCAGAUGGUUCAAAGUUGUCGUGGUUUGCCGCUCUCCGUCAUUGUUUUAGCAGGACUGCUAGCCAAGAAAGAAAAAUCACAUAGAGAAUGGUCUAAAGUGGUAGGUCAUGUUAAUUGGUAUCUGACUCGAGAUGAGACCCAAGUGAAGGAUAUAGUUCUCAAACUCAGCUACGACAACUUGCCAAGAGCAUUAAAACCAUGUUUUCUCUAUCUUGGGCUAUUUCCUGAAGAUUUUGAAAUACCUGUUAUGUCAUUAUUGCGACAAUGGGUUGCGGAGGGUUUUAUACAAGAUACAGGAAAUAGAGACCCAGAUGAUGUUGCGGAAGACUACUUGUACGAGCUCAUCGAUCGCAGUUUGGUCCAACCAAGAGUGGACUGGGAUGGAGAUUUGGAGAAGUUUCAAGUUCAUGAUCUUCUUCGAGAUCUUUGCAUAUCAGAGAGCAAAGAGGAGAAAGUGUUUGAAGUUUGCACAGACAAUAACAUUCUAAUCCCUACCAAACCUCGCAGACUGUCCAUUCACAAUAACAUGGGUCACUACAUUUCUUCAAGCAACAAUGACCAUUCAUGUAUUCGUUCCUUGUUUUUCUUUGCGCCAUAUCAUGAUGUUGGUGGGAGAGAGUGGAAAUGGCUUUUGGACGAGUGCAAAUUGGUUCGAGUGUUAGACUUUGGAUCUAACAGGUGCCAAAAGAUCCCUUCCAAUUUAGGGAACUUCAUCCACUUAAGGAGAAUCUAUGGAAUUGCGAGGAAGAUGUUCAGAAUUAGAUGAGAAGAUGUGGAAUCUUCAAACCAUCUCUCGUCUUAAGAUCAAUAAGCAAGCAACAUCUCUAAUAAAGAAAGGAACAUUUCCCAAUAUUAAGAGGAUGGAGUUGUACGUUGAUUACCAAGAAUUACCUAAUUUAUUACCAAACUUAGAAC